This is a messenger RNA of Tricharina praecox, 1191 nucleotides long. RefSeq names its product Arp2/3 complex, 34 kd subunit p34-Arc-domain-containing protein. Gene Ontology annotation, cellular component: Arp2/3 protein complex; actin cytoskeleton. Lineage: Eukaryota; Fungi; Ascomycota; Pezizomycetes; Pezizales; Pyronemataceae. The record is from RefSeq and is a predicted model, not a curated record. Bases 98 to 1069 code for a protein of 323 amino acids. The transcript is spliced from 4 exons. Gene Ontology annotation, molecular function: actin filament binding; structural constituent of cytoskeleton. Gene Ontology annotation, biological process: actin filament polymerization; Arp2/3 complex-mediated actin nucleation.
UUUCAACAGCUAACUUCGUAUCCAAUUCCCGUUCACAACAGACCCGCUCCAUCCAUCUCCUUCCCACUGGGUUUGUCAUCACCUCAACACCACCACCAUGCUUCUCCUCGAAUACCACAACCUCCUCCUCAAGUCGAUUCUCACAGAGCGGUUCGUGGAGGGCGCCAACCCGGUCUCAAUCGACCAGGUGAUCUCCGACUUCGACGGCGUAACCUUUCACGUAUCGACGCCGGAGACAAAAACCAAGAUCCUCAUCAGCAUCAGCAUAAAGUGCUACGCGGAAUUGGUGCAGCAUGGGGCUCAGGAUGUGCUCCAGCGCGAGUAUGGCCAGUACAUUACUACCACCGAGUCGGGUUAUGACUUCAGUCUACUCAUUGACUUGGAGGACCUGCCGGCCGAGGCUGAGGCACGAGACGACCUAAUCCGCCGCGUAUCCCUCCUCCGCCGCAACACCAUGGCAGCACCCUUCGAAAAAGCCAUUGACACGCACCACGGACUCGCCGAGCAAGCCAAAGCAUCGCUCGACGAGAGCGCGCCUGCCGCCACGCAAAGCGAAGUAAUGGUGAUCCGCUACCGCGACGAGGAAGCAAUGUACAUCCAGGCCUCGCACGACCGAGUGACCGUCAUCUUCUCCACCGUCUUCCGCGAGGAGACCGACCGCAUCUUCGGGAAGGUGUUCCUGUCCGAGUUUGUGGAUGCACGGCGUCGCGCGUUACAGACGGCUCCGCAGGUCCUGUAUAUGAAUGAGCCGCCGCUCGAGAUCCGUGGAGUUCCCGGGGUUCUCGAUGCGCAGGGUCAGGGCGCAGGAGAUGUGGGCUACGUGACAUUUGUACUCUCGCCGAGACAUCUUACCCAGCAGCGGCGAGAGGAGAGUAUCAGCCACAUCCAGACGUUUAGGGAUUACUUCCACUACCACAUCAAGGCUGCUAAGGCUUAUAUGCACUCGAGAAUGCGCAGGAGGGUCGCAGACUUCUUGAAGGUGCUGAACCGGGCGAAGCCUGAGGCAGAUGAGAGUGAGAAGAAGGAGAGGAAGACUGCGACUGGAAGAAGCUUCCAGGUCCAGGGAUAGGAAUCUUGAAUACUACGGAAGGGAGCAGCGGUUUAGAUGGUGCAUUGGAUUCAGCGUGGCGAGCAUCUGUGAUAGCAAUACCUUAGUAGCGCAGUAGCUUAUGAUUCAAAAAGUGGACGUGG